ACGGUGCCGGUAGGGAGCCGGGAUAGCGAAGCUACGCGCGCGCUCACAGACGCGCCUGCAGCGUGGAUUCGUUGCUACUGCUGUUCGUGCAUUCCGUCGCCGCCGGCGAAGCAGCGGAGGACGGGGAAGGAUACGAUCGUACGACCACGACACGGCGCCGGCAGUGUAACCUUCACCGAACGACUUCGGCUCGCAUCCCGGGCGACUACGAGGCGACGACGAGGCGGUCGCCGGGAUAGGCAGUAAAGCUGGCUGCUCGCUGAAGGGAAAACCACACCGACACUCUACGGAGAUCCAUGGAUCAACGAUUACAGCUGUAUGCUCGGGACAACGACCUGCCUUAAGUGGUGCAGAAGUAAAAAGCUUCAUCAAAGAGCGCCUUAACCCACCGGAAGAGCCAGAAAAGGUGCGGUUGGCCUGGCGCGCAUCUCCAAGAACCACUGCACCGCCGAGCACAUCUGCGACAGUCACAGCGCGUCGACCUCCUCAGCUGCAAGGUUUGCCCCUGUAGGCCGUAGGGAAGUGAAUAGAUAAAUCAAUAAAAACAAGAGGCGUACCCCGAGGACGAAGGUAAACAAGUCUUACUGCUCGCAAGGCUUCUUUCAAGAGCGCAGACAGGCCGAGUCGCCUUCGAACCUCGUCUGAGCACGGACUUCGAACCACCUGAGGGAGUAUCACCGCCGAGAGUAUCCUCUGCUGUCAAGAAGAGGGGUCACGCCGUCGUACCGUCUAGGGUGACGGGCCUUUUCCGGUUGCCUUCGCCUGGCACGUUCAGCGGUGCGCCCCAGUUCUGACGGCCCCCGAGGGCGUUCGCGGCGCGACGCGUGAAAAGUGGAUGCUUCCGACCUUGUUCGGCGAAGUACGCCGCUGCGACUACUGGUCCGAGCACGAGGCCGUCCACCGCGACAACUGGGCUUCCAGCGAGUACUCCUGGCUCGUCUGUAAACAGAUAAAAUGCUGCAUAUGCUGAAGGGUCGCCGGCUGCCCUGCCUGAAGGCCGUCCUAUCUCGCUGCUCUUCGGAGCUGCGCUCUGCGAGGCACAAGACCAUCGCCAUCCGGCGCGAAGAUGCGUCGCUCUGGGAACGUCGUGCCCCCCUGGCGCCCCACCAUGUGCGAGCGCUCGCCAAGAGCGGCGUCAAGGUCUACGUGCAGCCUUCCAACAGGAGGGCCUACCCGAUUCAGGCUUACGUGAACGCCGGCGCGGAGGUUCGCGAGGACAUCAGCGAUGUGCCGGUCAUCAUCGGCGUCAAGCAGGUGCCCAUCGACCAGCUGCACCCGAACAAGACGUACGUGUUCUUCUCGCACACCAUCAAGGCGCAGGAGGCCAACAUGCCCAUGCUGGACGUCAUCCUGGAGCGCAACAUCCGCCUCAUCGACUACGAGCGCAUGUGCGACGAGAACGGCUCGCGCGUCGUCGCCUUCGGCAAGUACGCCGGGAAGGCCGGCAUGAUCAACAUCCUCCACGGGCUCGGCCUGCGACUGCUCGCCCUGGGUCACCACACGCCGUUCAUGCACAUCGGCCCGGCGCACAACUACCGCAACAGCGGCAUGGCCAAGCAGGCUGUGCGCGAUGCCGGCUACGAGAUCGCGCUCGCCAUGAUGCCCCGGUCCAUCGGGCCGCUCACGUUCGUCUUCACCGGAUCCGGAAACGUCUCGCAGGGUGCGCAAGAUAUCUUCGAAUCCCUUCCAUGCGAGUGGGUCGAUCCGAGGGACCUACGUGAAGUGUGCGAGCAAGGCACCAUCACCAAGGUCUAUGGCGCCGUGGUCAGCCGGGACGACCAUUACCGAAGGAUCGAGGAUGACCACUAUGACCCCGAAGAGUGCGACCAGUUCCCCGAGCGCUAUUACUCCACCUUUUCCAAGGACAUCGCGCCGUACGCGUCGGUGAUCGUGAACGGCAUCUACUGGGCGGUCAACUCCCCCAAGUUGCUGACCAUUCCGGACGCCAAGCGGCUGCUGCAGCCCACCAACACUCCGUGGCUCCCGAGCAGCGCCGGCGGGCCGUCCCUGCCUCACCGGCUGCUCGCCAUCUGCGACAUCAGCGCCGACCCCGGUGGCUCCAUCGAGUUCAUGAACGAGUGCACCACCAUCGACGCGCCGUUCUGCCUCUACGACGCCGACCAACACAAGAACACCGAGAGCUUCGCAGGCCCCGGCGUUCUCGUGUGCUCCAUUGACAACAUGCCGACGCAGCUGCCUUUGGAAGCGACCGACUACUUCGGGAAGCUGCUCAUGCCCUACAUCAACGACAUCAUGGCCUCCGACGCGACAAAGCCGCUGUCUCAACACCGAAUGUCACCUGUCGUCGAAGGGGCAGUCAUCGCCAGCAACGGAAAGCUGACGCCCAACUACGAGUACAUAGAGGACCUGCGCAACACGUCGAGGUCCAUGAAGAAGGCGCAGAGUGCGACGGCUGCGAAGAUGAAGAAGGUGCUGGUGCUGGGCGCGGGCUACGUGUCGGCGCCUCUGGUAGAGUACCUGACGAGGGACGACUCCGUGCACGUCGUCAUCGGAACGGCAUUCCAGAAGGAAGGCGAGGCUUUGGCCAUCAAGUCACCGAACACCGAGUCCGUGGUCGUCGACGUGACGAAGACUCCGGACGCGAUACAGAACCUCAUCAAGGACGCCGAUUUAGUGGUCAGCUUGCUGCCAUACCCGCUACACCCAACGAUAGCCGAAUACUGCAUCGCACACAAGACAAACAUGGUGACCGCCAGCUACCUCACCCCGGAGAUGAAAGAACUGCACAGCGCAGCCGCUGACGCGAACAUCACGGUCAUGAACGAAGUCGGUCUCGACCCUGGCAUCGACCACCUUCUGGCCAUGGAGUGCUUCGACGAAGUACGCAGAAAGGGAGGCAAGGUCGUAUCCUUCGUGUCCUACUGUGGUGGGCUGCCGGCCCCGGAACACGCCAACAACCCGCUUCGAUACAAGAUCAGCUGGAAUCCACGAAGCGCCUUUGUCAAUUGCAUGGGACCGGCUCGAUAUCUCGAAAACGGCAAGGAGGUGGAAAUAGCUCCCGGUAGUCUGCUGGACAACGCCCAGCGCGUUCCCUUCCUGCCGGGCUUCAACCUUGAGGGAUACCCGAACAGAGACUCGCUUGUCUACAAGAACACCUACGGUAUCAACAACGCCCACACCGUGCUUCGCGGUACGCUCAGAUACAAGGGAUUCUCAAGCGCCAUGAAAGGGCUUCAGCUUCUCGGACUUCUAGGUACCGAGCCUCACCCCAGCCUGCACCCGAGGGGACCGGAGAUCACUUGGCGCCUGUUCAUGACGACGCUGAUGGGCCAACCGGACAAUCUGCUCACCUCCAACAUCAAGAAUCUCAUCUACGACCGGGUGGACAAGUGCGAGUUCAGGACGAAAGCCAUUGAAGAUCUGGGCCUCCUCGAUGACAUACCGGUUGAGAAGAAAAACACACCCCUGGACACGCUCAUCUUCCACCUGUCCAACAGGCUUGCAUACGAACCUGGCGAGCGGGAUAUAGUCAUAAUGAGGCACGACAUCGGGAUCCAGUGGCACGAUGAAAAGAAGGAAAUGAGGCACGUCGACAUGGUGACCUACGGAGACCCCAACGGCUACUCUGCGAUGGCGAAGACCGUCGGCUACCCGGCUGCCAUUGCUGCCAAGAUGAUUUUGCAGGGCGAGAUCCAAGCCAAGGGCAUGGUGCUUCCGUUCGCACAGGAGAUCUACGGGCCAAUGAUCCAGCGACUCAAGAACGAAGGCAUUCGAUCCUCGGAGACGACCACGAAGAACUACCCCUAGCGUGUGCAACCGCACCGUCCCUUGCAGAGUGACGUUGGUUAAGGUGGACUCGCACCACGUGAAAAAUCGCUGAAUCAUUCCGCGGAGCGAGAGUGGCGUGGCUCAACGCAGGGCGUCAAGACCUUCGCAGACAAGCGGAUUGCGGUGGGUUUCAGCGCGCAGGGCCACGUAACGCUCCGUCCUCGAAAUGAAUCGGCAGUUUCGUACGUCGCGUGAAUGUGUUGCCUUCAAGAAGCGGUUUCGGCUUCAAACUUCAGUGCCGUCGCGUUAUGUGCGACCAGGCACGAAAGAGACGCGAUUCGUGUUGAGUCGAGACGUCGGGAACUGCCCAGACUCCGGAGUCAUCGAAGUCGCAGCAGAGUGCAACGGGUCUUCCGCAGCCUUCACUGCCCUGCUUCCAUGUACAUAGACGUUGCCGCGCUUUUUGCGCCCAGCCAACGUGACCAUUUUUUUUACCGUUUUAAAAAUCGCUCAAUAAAAAAUUCAGAACCUAAA
Dermacentor albipictus is the source of this 4263-nucleotide messenger RNA. RefSeq names its product lysine ketoglutarate reductase/saccharopine dehydrogenase (gene LKRSDH). Gene Ontology annotation, cellular component: cytoplasm. Gene Ontology annotation, molecular function: saccharopine dehydrogenase activity. Lineage: Eukaryota; Metazoa; Arthropoda; Arachnida; Ixodida; Ixodidae. The record is from RefSeq and is a predicted model, not a curated record.